AUGAGCUCGAAUCCCGCUGCUGCGCUUGCGCGCAUCGACGCCGGCUCACUUCAGGACAUCUUUGAGGAGAAGCCCGGCCGAAUCCAACAACCUGUCAUGCAAUGCGUCCAGAUCAAACCCAUCGCCGCCAGUGCUGGGGGGCAAGAGAGACACAGAGUGAUAUUCAAUGACACAAGAAAUUACAUCCAGACCAUGCUGGCAGUGCAUCAGAAUCAUCUCGUCGAAGAGAAGAUUCUGCGUCGUGGCGUCCUCGUUCAAUUGCUCGGGUAUACUGCGAACAAAGUCAAGUCGAAGCGUAUUCUUAUCGUCACGGAGAUCAAAGUCCUAGAAGAGUUCGGUGAACACGAGAAACUCGGAGACCCCAAGCCCUUAGAAGUCAAACCCGAAGAUGAAGAGAAGCCCUUUCCUACCGCCAUCUCAAGCAAUGGCUUCUACGGUGCCAAACAAGAGACACCAAAACCAAGCAGACCUAUGCCCAGCCACCCGAAGCCGUCUUCAUCGAGUGCUCACGCCAACAUCUACCCCAUCGAAGCAAUCUCCCCGUACUCUAACAAGUGGACUAUCAAAGCUCGCUGCACAAGCAAGUCGGACAUCAAAACAUGGCACAACCGUAAUGGUGAAGGCAAGCUGUUCAGCGUCAAUCUUCUAGAUGAGAGUGGCGAGAUUCGUGCUACUGGAUUCAACGAUCAGUGCGAUAUGUUGUUUGACCUGUUCCAGGAAGGAAAUGUCUACUAUAUUUCCAGCCCCUGCCGAGUGACAUUUGCAAAGAAGCAGUUUUCGAAUCUGCCCAACGACUAUGAACUACACUUCGAGAAGGACACUACCGUUGAAAAAGCAGAGGAGCAGGAUGGAGUGCCUCAAAUUCGAUACAAUUUUACCAGCAUUUCCGAUCUUCAAUCUGUGGAGAAAGACACCACAAUCGAUGUUAUCGGAGUAUUGAAAGACAUUGGUGAGACGUCACAAAUCACUUCCAAGACAACCAGCAAACCCUACGACAAGCGAGAACUUACCUUGGUUGAUAACACUGGAUAUUCAGUGCGUCUGACGGUCUGGGGCAAGGUUGCUGCAAAUUUCGAUGUUCCACCUGAAUCGGUGGUGGCCUUCAAGGGUGUCAAAGUCUCCGACUUCGGUGGACGGAGUCUCAGUCUGCUCAGUUCAGGUUCUGUGACACCGAAUCCUGACAUGGAAGAAGCACACAGACUCAAAGGCUGGUACGAUUCACAGGGCCGUUCGGGCAAUUUUGCAACACACGCCAAUGUUCAGGGUGCUUCUGCUGGGACCGGCGGUCGUAGUGACCCCUUCAAAACCAUUUCGCAGGUGAAGGAAGAGCAACUAGGAAUGUCAGACAACCCAGACUUCUUCUCCGUGAAGGCAUCAAUACAAUACAUCAAGCAAGAGAACUUCUGCUACCCAUCGUGCUUGUCCGAAGGCUGCAACAAAAAGGUCGUUGAGAUCGAUCCCGGUCAGUGGCGAUGCGAAAGAUGCGAUAAGACGUGGGAAAGGCCAGAAUACCGCUACAUCAUGUCCGUCAAUGUCAGCGACCACACUGGCCAAUUGUGGGUGAGCUGCUUCGACGAGACGGGUAGGAUGAUUAUGGGAAAAACAGCAGAUGAGUUGAUGGAGAUCAAGGAGGUGGAUGAAAAGGCCUUGGGCGACAUCUUUUCUGAAGCGAACUGUAGAACUUGGAAUUGGAAGUGCAAGGCCAAGCUGGACAGUUUCCAAGAGCAACAACGGGUUCGCUAUCAAAUCAACUCGGCGUCGCCCUUGAACUAUGUGACUGAGUCGCAGAAACUUAUCGACUUGAUCAAGCAGUAUGGAACGGACUAA
This is a messenger RNA of Exophiala spinifera, 1827 nucleotides long. RefSeq lists its product as uncharacterized. Lineage: Eukaryota; Fungi; Ascomycota; Eurotiomycetes; Chaetothyriales; Herpotrichiellaceae. Gene Ontology annotation, cellular component: DNA replication factor A complex; nucleus. The transcript is spliced from 3 exons. The coding region runs from base 1 to 1827 and encodes 608 amino acids. The record is from RefSeq and is a predicted model, not a curated record. Gene Ontology annotation, biological process: double-strand break repair via homologous recombination; telomere maintenance via telomerase; meiotic cell cycle. Gene Ontology annotation, molecular function: single-stranded telomeric DNA binding; damaged DNA binding.